GGAGCGAGGUUGAGUGAGCUCGACCUACUCCACCAGAUUCCGAAAACCAGCUCCAAGAGGAGUGUUCCAUUCUUGCUCACUUCAUCGCGCUCUUUCGUUUGAUUUUUGGGCAAUGGAACGAGUGGAACCUCUCUUCAAGGCUGCAAGGCUAAAAAAUCAGGACAAAGCUUAGGGUGACCGAAACAGUGAUGACACGACUACAAAUGCCUCCAUAUGAAUAAAACUUAUAUUAAAAUGUGUCGAUUGCGUCUACCACUAAGUAAGGUGCUCUAUUUCUGCCUUGUCAAAGUUGCCAUGUUUCCAGGAACGGAGCAAAGAGGGAUCAUGAACGUAAAGCCAUGUAUUUCCAUAUGAAAUGAAAACACCCUGGGUAUGAUUAGCCGAGUGGAACAGAUUUCCCCAAGGGCAAAAAUGUGUUCUCAGUGGUCUUGAAACCUUUGCUCCAAGGCUUGAAGGUGAGCCAGGAAAAUCCUGUGUGAACUAUGGUGGGUUUAGUGAAGACCAAUCGAUAUCACGAUCCACGAUGUCACAACAAGCAGCAGCAUUGGAUCGCCACCACGAGCUCCUCCUCAUCCACUUUCAUGGGCUUUCGAGACCGCGAACGGUCCUGGCUAAGGGUGGAUGCGUGUUGUAUCCGCCUUGACCUCAUCUUGGGCACCCAAAUUAUUGCCGCCUUUGGGUUCUUUUCUUCCAUCUUUGCUCUGUUCCUCAGCUACAAGAGCCUCAUUCAAAUAGAAUCUGGCAUUAUCUUCACCUUCCUAGCAUUGGUGGGCGUGUUCCUCUUCGCAGCGGUGCUCUUCCGCCAAGUUUUACUCCUUCUGAUUUGGCUUUUGAUUACCGGGGUGGAGAUCCUUGGCUUUCUGUUCGUUACCGUCCUCACCACUAUCUUAUGCGUUCGAGCCAUCGGCGUUUAUCCCAGCCCCGCCGAGGCCGAUCGGGCUUACAAUUACAUGAACUGGCUCGUGGUCCUGGGAGGCACGUCCUUCUGUAUGGCAGUGUUAUCCAUCUAUUUCUGGAUCGUGGUCUUUUCCUUGUUCCGCCAAUACGAAGAGGAGGAUUUUGAGGCGAAAACGCGAGAAUCCAUUAUGGUCAUCUAAAUUCGAAUCCAAACCACUCACUCAUUUGCCCUGUUUAUCCGUCUCUGUGUCUCUGUGUCUCUCUGUUUGAUCUAUCGGUCAGUGUGUCCUCGCUCCUCAUAAGCCUAUUCGGCGGCGACUCUUUCACAAUUGCUUCAUAAACCUAAUCUAGAGACAAAAUGGAACCCCUAAACGUUGCUCAAAAACAAAACAAAACCCAAUUGACAUUAUAUUGUGACGACUGGCUACUAUAACAUAUACUAUACAUUAGAUAGCAAGUCGAUUUCUCUCGACACUCAAGUAUGACAAGAAGGCUUUCAAUGGUAUUUUUCUCUGCCAAACGAACACUCUGUCUUCUUUUUCCUUUCGUGACCAGAGUUCUGUCCAAUGUUUAGGAAACGAAAUAAACGAUAAUUUUCGGAAAAAACCUUAUCUGUCAGACCGAAGCAUCAAAUUAGUAGCAAACUAGAUCGCACCAUUGGGUAACUACCGAGGGCUGGUGUUUGUGAUGGCCCGUCAUCCCGAUCCAGGGCUCUAAUUUCGGUCGGAUCAGCCGCUUCCCCACUUGACAUCAAUCCCUAUGCAAACCAGAUCAAUCCCCCACCGAGCACGGCAUCCUCGUCAAUCCGCUCCACUUGGUCGUUUGAAACCCUAGAAUGGGCUUCUUUGGAAAGAGUCUGGGGAUAAUGGUCAGUCAAGCGAAUUGGUCCACAAACCAAUAUUUAUCCGACAUUCAAAAGAGGGAUGGAGAGCAAGAAGACGUUAAUUUAUGCCCAAAAUAUACAAUU
Molecule: messenger RNA, 1864 nt
Organism: Tigriopus californicus
Lineage: Eukaryota; Metazoa; Arthropoda; Copepoda; Harpacticoida; Harpacticidae
Exons: 3
Coding region: 483-1097 (204 amino acids)
Source: RefSeq, a predicted model, not a curated record